Messenger RNA from Aegilops tauschii subsp. strangulata, 2445 nucleotides. The record is from RefSeq and is a predicted model, not a curated record. Lineage: Eukaryota; Viridiplantae; Streptophyta; Magnoliopsida; Poales; Poaceae.
AACCCUAGCAAAAUCUCGGCGGCGACAAGCGGGGGAGAGGACGCGGAGAAGAGAAAAUUACUCUGGGGAGAAGAAGAAGCCAUGGCAGGCAUGCAGGAGAAUUGGAGGCCAAGGCCUGGAAGAGGGACCAAUCCAGGAGGAAGAGGUAACUUCUAUGGCAGAUCUGAGAGCUUUGGGAGAGGAUUUAACAUGCAGGAUGAAAGAGAGCUGGAUGGAUACGGUUGGAGAAACAAAGAGGGGAGCUUCAGAGGGGGGUCAGGGACUAACAGUAGUGGUUCUGGUGGGGAAGGGACUUCCACAGGAAAUGGUAGAGAUGGAGACAACAAGUUUGGCAGGUUUGCACCAGACAUGGGUGGAAAUCAACAAGAGAGGUCUCAGGCUGGGAUGAGUGAGAAUAGACAGGAAAGUGGGUCUGUGGCUAAUAAUACAAAUAUACAACAGAUGGGGAUGCAGGGAGGACCUGUCCAGUUGGCAGGGGGUUUCCCAAUGAUGAGCAACAGUGGUUUUCCUCAGAUUGUGCCAGUGGGGAUGGGGCUUGGGCAGUUUGGUUUCAUGCCACAAGAGCAAAUGGCACAGCAAUAUCAGUUUCUUCUGUCCAAUAUGCCAAAACAGGAAAUCCUGCAGACCCAAGGAGGUGCAAGAAUGGAAGGAUCUAAAGAGACAACAAAAAAGAAGGAAACAGGAAAUCCCAAGCAGCUUUUAUGUGUUAAAUGCAAAGAAUAAGGACACAUAAAAAGUGACUGCAAAAACAAGGUCUUCUAUGUGGUGUGCCAGAGGCCAUCUCACAAUACUGAAGAAUGCACUGUGUUGAAACAGACCAAACCGGUUGCCAAGUAUGUUGGAUAUGGGGCCAGGGGAUUGGGAUGCCUUCUGGUACAAAAUACCAAAGAUAUUGUAGCUACUGAACACAUCAAUCCCAUGGCUUUGGUUACUGUGCAGGAAGGACAGCUAAAUGACACCACUGUGGCCUAUGGUUUCAGCAAAAUGUUUGACUGGGGAUGGACUUGGAGAGCCAAAUUUCAGAGCCCCAAAACUUUCCUUAUGAGAUUCCCUAGUAAGGCCAAGCUGGUGGAGCUGAAGAACUUUGGCAAGUUCACCCUGCUUGGCACACGGGCCAUGGUGGAGGUGGGUUUCUGGAGUCCAGAUGAUAAAGCAAAAGGGAAACUUCACUCAGUUUGGAUCAAGAUAUGUGUGUGUGUGGGGGGGGGGGGGGUACCUGAUACUCUGAGACAUUACCUGGGUGCAUGUGAGAUUGGUUCAGCUUUGGGGCCGGUGGUUGAAGUGGAUAUAGAACAUAUAUAUUCCAAGGAAGAGAUCAGGGUGAAAGUGGGAGUGAGAGACCUACACAAAAUACCUGCUGGCACUGAGAUAACUACUAAAGACCUGCUGCUUUAUGACAUUAGUUUUGAGUUUGAUUCCAUUGCAGAACAGGGGUGGUACAAGUUUGAAGAAGGGAAUAAAAGAAAAAUCUUUGACUAUCUUGACUUGGAAAGUUCUAAAACACAGAGGGAGAAUGAGAUACAGAAAAAGAGCAAGCAAUCUGAAUCUGGGAAGUCAAAUGUCAGUCUGGGGAGCCUGGGGUUGAAACAAUAUGAACAAGUGGUGCUCAAAACAGGAGAUAUGUGCCAAAAAAUGAAAUAACCAAGGAGAAGGUAGAGGCAGGGUUAGCUGGAGAUGUUCAGGGUGAAGAAGAAAGUUUGAGGGCUAGGUUACAGAAAGCAGAGGAACUAGCAGCCAGACAGACUGCACAACUUAUGUUGGAGGAAAAGAAGAGAAAAGAAAUGGAUAUCAUAAGGAAAACCCUGGAAAAGGAGGUCAAAAGACAACAUGAACUAUUGCAAAUAAAUAUGAAAGCAAGUGAAGAGGUGAGGGGGUCACAGUCAGGGGAAAAAACCAUUGAAAGUGAAGAUGAAAAAGAGGACACUGAGGGGGAAGCAGCAGCAGAAGACAAACAUGAAGAGGGGGAGGAAAUGACACACUUGGAGUUGAUUGAACAGGCUGUGGGGCUGGGCUAUAUGGAGCCUGUGGACUAUACUGCUAGUCAGGAGACUGACUCCUUUGAAACAAAAAUCAAGAAGGCUGGGAAAGGGGAUCUGGAAUCCCAAGAGGAAGAAGAACUGAGGAGAUGCUCUAGACUGAAAGGCAAGGAAGACAAAAAGAUCACUGAACUGGCUAAAGAGAGAGUGGCUCAGAAGAACAACUAUGAUAAACCUUGUAAGAAGUAAGAUGAUGGAGGCUGGAGUGAAACAAGUAAGCGAGGUGGCGGAAGAAGUGUUCAAAGCAGCUCAUGGAUGGCGCCUGAAGACUGGGAGAAUUCUAGGGUGAUGCUAAUCUACUUCAGGACAAGUUUGUUGCUGCGAUGAACAACUGCUUCGACUGCAAUCUAGCUUGCUUCCUUCUGUUCUUCAGUCAGCCUCUGAUCUUUUGAUGAUGAUAAGACUUUAA